Molecule: messenger RNA, 790 nt
Organism: Emericellopsis atlantica
Lineage: Eukaryota; Fungi; Ascomycota; Sordariomycetes; Hypocreales; Bionectriaceae
Product: Redoxin
Exons: 3
Coding region: 183-683 (166 amino acids)
Biological process (GO): cellular response to oxidative stress; hydrogen peroxide catabolic process; cell redox homeostasis
Cellular component (GO): peroxisome; mitochondrion; cytoplasm
Molecular function (GO): thioredoxin peroxidase activity
Source: RefSeq, a predicted model, not a curated record
AAUGCCUCACGACAUCAUCCUCCACGACGACGACAAAUCACCUCGUUCCGUUCCUCACUGUACAUCUUCACAGACAAAUCAAGCCUUCCUCACCCUCAAUUCAUCGUCCAAGCAAGCCUCAGCUCGCACACGCACUCUCCUCCACCAUCUCCCGCAGCUACCCCUCAUCAACCACCCCCGCCAUGUCUGAGCUCAAGGUUGGCGAUACCUUCCCCGAGGGCGUGUCCUUCAGCUACGCGCCCCUCACGCCCGAGAACAGCGAGAUCACCGCCUGCGGCAUCCCCCAGAAGUUCGAUGCCAGCAAGGAGUUCAAGAACAAGAAGGUUGUCCUCGUCUCGGUCCCCGGUGCCUUCACCCCGACCUGCCAGGUCUCCCACGUCCCCUCCUACAUCAAGAACGCCGACGCGCUCAAGGCCAAGGGCAUCGACCAGGUCGUCUUCAUUGCCUUCAACGACGCCUGGGUCAUGUCUGCCUGGGGCAAGGCCAACAACAUCAAGGAUGACUUCAUUAUCUUUGCCUCGGAUACCGGUGCUGCCUUCAGCAAGAGCAUCGGCUGGACCGCCGGUGAGCGCACCGCCCGCUAUGCCCUUGUGAUCGACCACGGCAAGGUCGUCUACGCCGCGAAGGAGGCUGGCGGUGGCAUCGACGUCUCUGGUGCCGAAGGUGUUCUCGCCAAGCUGUAAGCAGGGCAGCCAGCCUAAAUAAAUAGAGUGAAGGACGCCAUAGACUAUCAAUAGAAGGUCGUUGCGAAUCAGGACAUGUAUCACGGCACACGCAAAGCCAGCCAGCA